This is a messenger RNA of Penicillium taxi, 312 nucleotides long. RefSeq lists its product as uncharacterized. Lineage: Eukaryota; Fungi; Ascomycota; Eurotiomycetes; Eurotiales; Aspergillaceae. The record is from RefSeq and is a predicted model, not a curated record. The transcript is spliced from 2 exons. The coding region runs from base 1 to 312 and encodes 103 amino acids.
AUGUCGAACCGGGCAGCAAACAACUCUGGUAGCCAGGGGGCCCCAUCGCAGAACGGAGGACAGACCAACGGACAGACCAACGGACAUGCUUCGAGAGGUGCCAGCCCAGAACAAGCAAAUGAACUUCGCGAGUACCUCCGUACAACAAACUCCAACGACGCUCCUGUUCUCAACGGGCUCAUCGAGCUCAUCUCGAACGGAGAUGAGGAGUCUGUUUCCCGCAUCAUCUCCGUCAUCCGCACUGGUGCCUCGCAGGCCCAGAUCCUCGAUACUAUCAACCAUAUCAGGACCCGGAACGGAAACGGUGCUUGA